AUGUCAGAUACUACUAACACGACUAGUACGUCGACUCAACAAGUAGUCACGGCAUUGGUCUCUAAUAGUGUUAUCUUCGGUGUGUUCAUAUCAUUAUUCUUACUGUUUAGAAUCAAAUUAAAACGUAUCUAUGAGCCAAAAUCAUCCUUUCAAUUAAUCAACGAAGAAAAACGACCCGACCCGCUACCAAAAGGGUUGUGGCAAUGGGUCAUGCCACUAUUAAGAAAAUCGGAUAACUUCAUUAUUCAACAAGCAGGUUUAGACGGGUACUUCUUCCUAAGAUAUCUGUUUAUCAUUUGUGCAUUUUGCACCUUUUCACUGAUUUACAUGUUUCCUAUUCUGUUUGCUGUUAAUGCUACGAAUGGUGAAAACGAAUCUGGUUUGAAUCAACUGGCGUACACGAACGUUAAGGACCCCAAAAGGUACUACGCUCAUGUCUUCAUUUCAUGGUCGUUUUAUUGGUCGUUCAUGUAUAUUGUCUAUCGUGAACUAUUCUUCUAUACGUCAAUGAGACAAGCUGUGUUGGCCUCGCCAAGAUAUGCUAAAAAAUUAUCGUCAAGAACCGUGCUGUUUCAAACUGUUCCAACGCAAUAUCUGAGUGAAACAGAAUUCUCAAAAUUGUUCGAUGGGGUGAAAAGAGUUUGGAUAGCGAGAGGUGCCAACAAUAUCGAAGAUCUGGUGAAGGAAAGAGAAAAGAUGGCUAUGCAAUUGGAAUCUGCGUCUGUUUCUUACUUGAAACAAGCCAUUACAAAAGUUCAUAAAAUGAGAAAGAAAAACCCAAGUACCAUUAUCGAUGAAGAAAUAUCCACUUAUAUCCCAGAAAAGAAGAGACCUCACCAUUCGAAAAACUUCUGGAAUAAAAUCAUAUUCAGAAAGACUGUGGACACCAUAUCUGAAUUGAAAGAGGAAUUACCAAAGAUCAAUCAGGAGAUUAAAGAUUUGCAAGACGACCAUAUCAAUGGAGAACCAUUCAACUCAGUAUUUGUCGAGUUUGAAUCCCAAUACCAAGCUCAGGUUGCUGCUCAAGUCACCACAUUCCAUGCUCCGUUGUUCAUGACCCCUGCAUACAUCGGAUUGGAACCCAAAAAUGUCGUUUGGUUUAAUUUGAGAAUGUUUUGGUGGGAAAGAUUAAGUAGAGAAGUAGGGACAAUAGCUGCCAUUUGCGCAUUGGUCAUAUUGUGGGCUUUCCCAGUGGCUUUCGUGGGUAUGAUUUCAAACAUCACGUAUCUAACCGAUAAAGUCCAUUGGUUACGUUUCAUCUAUAAAUUACCAAAUCAAUUGCUGGGUUUGUUGACUUCAUUGGCUCCAACCAUCGCGUUGGCUGUAUUGAUGAGUUUCUUACCAAGAAUUAUUAGAGGUAUGGCUGUCCUUCAAGGGUCGCCAUCUAAUCAAAAAGUAGAACAUUUCACUCAAAAUGCUUAUUUUGCAUUCCAAGUGGUUCAAGUGUUCUUAGUGACAACAAUUACUUCUGCUGCUACAUCCGUGGUGACACAGAUUGUUUCGCAACCAACGAAAGCUAUGGAAUUACUAGCAACAAAUUUGCCAAAGGCUUCCAAUUUCUAUAUCUCAUACAUUAUCCUACAAGGUAUGUCCAUUUCAUCAGGUGCUCUGCUGCAAAUCGUUCCUUUAGCAAUAUAUUAUGCGCUAGGGAAAAUAUUGGAUUCCACUCCAAGAAAAAAAUACAAUAGAUUCGUUAAUUUAAGUUCAAUGCAAUGGGGGACAACUUACCCAGUGUACACUAACUUGGCAGUCAUUGUCUUCUCGUAUUCUAUCAUCUCUCCGAUCAUUCUAUUAUUCUGUGCAUGUGGGUACUUCCUGCUGUAUGUUGCAUACUUGUACAAUCUAACGUAUGUGUUCAGUGAAGCUCCAGAUGCUAGAGGUAUCAAUUAUCCAAGAGCGCUGUUCCAAACAAUGACAGGGAUGUACAUUGGGGAGAUUUGUCUGUUGGGUCUGUUUGUCGUAGGUAAAGGUUGGGGUCCGGUUGUUCUUCAAGUGAUUUGCAUUUGUAUCUCCGUCAUCUUACAUUUACAAUUAAACCAUGCAUUCGAUGAUUUGAUGACCGUUUUGCCGGUAGAUACAAUGAAACCAUUGGAUGGUAAGACAGAUACUCCUUCGUUUAAAAAUAUUUAUGACGGUCAAAGGAAUCAUGGAAAGGACACCAUCAAGGAAUUACCACAAUUCCCAAUUCCUAAAUAUCAACCAAAGAAUCCUUUCAAUAACCCUAGUGACUCAAAAUCAGGACUCAGUGAUACAACAUACCCUUAUAUGUAUGAUGAAACAUUGGAGACUCCAGAAAAUAACGUCAUUGGAGUGCCAUUGUUAGCUGAUGGGGAUACAGUGAGAAUCCCACCGGCUCCAUUCUACAAAAGAUUUUUCAAACCACAUAUAUAUUGCUCGUACAAGGCGGUCAAGACAAGAUUGCCUGAGAUUUAUGGGUUAAUCGACCCAGAUGAAGUCUUGGAUGAAUCACAAUUAUUACAUGCUUAUGAUUUCCCUGCUGUAGGAGCUCAAUGUCCAUCCUUAUGGAUACCAGAGGAUGAGUACGGUUUCUCAAAACAAAUCAUUAAAGAAUUGGAAAAUGUAGUAGAUAUAUCGGAUCGUAAUGCCAAGAUAGACACUACUGGUAAAAUAACGUUCACAGGUGUCCCCCCAAAGAAUGAAGGGGAAGAAGAUAAUGAAAAUGAUAUAUUUAUGAAUCACAUCAAAGAGGAGUCCGAGGAACCUAAGGAUUAA
Messenger RNA from Maudiozyma barnettii, 2733 nucleotides. RefSeq names its product Rsn1p (gene RSN1). Bases 1 to 2733 code for a protein of 910 amino acids. The record is from RefSeq and is a predicted model, not a curated record. NCBI's taxonomy places the organism in Eukaryota, Fungi, Ascomycota, Saccharomycetes, Saccharomycetales, Saccharomycetaceae. Gene Ontology annotation, molecular function: calcium-activated cation channel activity. Gene Ontology annotation, cellular component: plasma membrane. The transcript has a single exon.